Messenger RNA from Pararge aegeria (speckled wood butterfly), 1638 nucleotides. RefSeq names its product dorsal root ganglia homeobox protein-like (gene Drgx). Gene Ontology annotation, molecular function: DNA-binding transcription factor activity, RNA polymerase II-specific; RNA polymerase II transcription regulatory region sequence-specific DNA binding. The record is from RefSeq and is a predicted model, not a curated record. Gene Ontology annotation, biological process: regulation of transcription by RNA polymerase II. The transcript has 9 exons. Bases 1 to 1113 code for a protein of 370 amino acids. Lineage: Eukaryota; Metazoa; Arthropoda; Insecta; Lepidoptera; Nymphalidae.
AUGAUAUCAUUGCAAGGCAAAAUAUUAGAUUUAGACAGUCGACCAAAGAAAUGGCUGGCGAGCGGUGGAGGUGGCGGCCGCGGCCUGUUCUGCUACCACUGUCCGCCCAGCCUUCCGCCGCACCAGCACCGCUUGCCCACGCUGGAGUACCCCUUCACCGCAACUCACCCUUAUACAAGCUACUCUUAUCACCCGGCGAUACACGAUGACACUUUCGUGCGCCGCAAACAGAGGCGUAAUCGCACCACCUUCACAUUACAACAGUUGGAAGAGUUGGAGACGGCGUUCGCUCAGACCCACUACCCCGACGUGUUCACGAGGGAGGAUCUCGCUCUCAAGAUCAAUCUCACGGAAGCAAGAGUGCAGGUUUGGUUUCAAAAUCGGAGAGCAAAAUGGCGGAAAGCGGAGAGGUUGAAAGAGGAACAGCGGAAACGGGAGGGUGCUGAGGCCAUGGCGAAGAGGGAUCCAUCUGAUGAUAAGGGUUCUUCAGAAUGUGGGAUGUCGCGAGGAUCGGGCGAUGCUUCCCCGAUGUCUGGUGCCGGAGUGUCCCCGCGCGCCUCGCCCCCCGUCACUCCAGGCUCCCCUCGGCGAUCACCACACCGGUCUCCUAACCGUUCUCCUAGACUUGAGAGGUCGGACACCAACUGUGUUUCGCCGGCACCAUCCGUUGGCAGCACGGGCUCGAGGGAUGCCCCACCAGAACCUCGGCCGCCUCACCAUCUCUUCUCACCCUUUGACCAUACCGGUGCCUUUCGUUCUUCGCCAGCGAGCAGUUCUGACCCGACGCCCGCUCCUCCGCCACCACUGUUCCUACCACCACACCUCUCACACUUGUCGCAACAUCUCAGCCAUCUGUCGCAGCCGUUUUUCCCAUUGAAAGGUUGGGGAGCUCCAUGCCCUUGCUGUCCCAAAGAGGAAGCACGCUCAUCCAGCGUAGCAGAGUUACGUCGCAAGGCGCACGAACACUCGGCGGCAUUGCUACAAUCCUUGGCAAACUUCCAGUCAAGAGCGUUUGCAUUGCCGCUGCCUUUGCCCCCGUUGCCGCUGCCGUUGCUCCACGAGCCACCGACCUCGGCAGCACCGCCGACCGACCCAUCCAAACAUUUAGAAUAAUAUUAUUGGAUGUUUCACCAUUACUGCUGAUUUAGAUUAAUAUUACUGGAUCCUUCACCGUUACUCUUGAUAGGUUUCGAUGUUUUUGCUGCACGUAUACCGCUGCAAAGUGAUGUAAAGUUAUUAACUUCCCAAGACAUAGAAUUUAAACUUUUAAAUUGUAGCUUCAUAGCCAAUAGUUCCUAUUUCACCGGAUACUAUGUGGCAAACCUUUUUAUGUUUCCUACUUGUAAUUUUAUUGCGUGAUAUCAGUCAACAGUCGACAGUGAUGCACAAAGCGUAAACUAUAGCCACAUAUAAACAAUUGUUAAGUACCUACCCGACUAGGUUUGUUAAACCUUGACACUGUUGACAUUGGUUUUCUCCAAGCUAUGGAGGAGGAUGUAAAAAGCUGUAUGGCUAUCUUGCAAAUGUCAAGCUCAGUGGAAUUCGUUGAAAAGAUUCCUGGAGAUAUCGUUUACGCUGCCACUCUCCUUGUCCCCAACAUUUAAUGUAACUGUUACUGUUACUGGAUGUAUCACUAUU